Dichotomopilus funicola is the source of this 969-nucleotide messenger RNA. RefSeq lists its product as uncharacterized. Lineage: Eukaryota; Fungi; Ascomycota; Sordariomycetes; Sordariales; Chaetomiaceae. The transcript is spliced from 2 exons. The record is from RefSeq and is a predicted model, not a curated record. Bases 1 to 969 code for a protein of 322 amino acids.
AUGCCACCUCCCAAAGCAAACCUUCCUCCGCCGGCGGAGCCACGAUACAGCCGCAACUUCGACCCAUGGAACUGCGUUGGGACCGGCCAUCAACGCGCCGAGACCCGCGGGCCGCAGGGAUGGCGCGAGUCGCGCAACUUGAAGAUGAGCAGCCAGUUCCGCGCCGGCAACUCGGGUGGUGAACGCGUCUCGGACACCGUCGGGGUCGGGUCCGAAGACUUUGACGAGCGCAUCGGCAUGCUUGUUCCCAAGGAUGUUCGGGUGCGCGCAAAGAAGAGCGUGGUCGGUAUGCUACACAACCCGGGGAUUAUGAAGCCGAAGCCGGCGUCUCGGCAGCCUUUCCCGUCGGCGGCAUCGGCAUCGGCAUCUUCUUCGCCGUCGUUAACGAUGUCUCGGCCCGGCCUGCCACAGGAGAAGGGGGUAUCGGGUGCGCCGGUUGAAGAAAUUGGCGGCGAUGAUCCUCGUGGGCUCACGGCCGAAGAGAACCUGGCCCAGACCCGCAAGGCGGAAGACGAAGAACGAGACGAAGAGAGGAAACGGCGGUCGGAGGAGCGGAAGAUCUUUGACGGCCUCAUCAUCUACGUCAACGGCAGCACUCACCCGCUCGUGUCCGACCACAGGCUGAAGCAUCUCCUAUCGGGGAACGGAGCGCGGGUGUCUCUCCACCUGGGCCGUCGUCAGGUUACUCAUGUUAUCUUGGGGAAACCGUCCACCGGCCCCGGCGGAGGUGCCGGCGGUGGGCUGGCGAGCGGCAAGCUGGAGAAGGAGAUCAGGCGUGUCGGAGGCUGCGGCGUCAAGUUUGUUGGUGUCGAGUGGGUACUGGAGAGCAUCAAAGCCGGGAAGCGGCUGCCCGAAGCGCGCUUCGCCAAUCUCAAAAUCGCCGCUCGGCGCCAGCAGAGUGUUCUCGGGGCCUUCUCGAAGACCGACGGAAACACGCAGCAGCCAGCCGCGGUGCCCCCUAGAAACUAA